CAGGAAAUAUGUGUAUCAGGAAGUUGAGUGUUUGGAGAUUUGUUGUGUCGCCCAAAAUUACUGCUGUGUUUAUUAAAGUUUAACUCGGUGAAAGCCCGGACUCACACGGUAAGCCUACCGUUCAAAGACAGUCGGGGGUGAAAGCGUGUGAACGUUCCGUGUGAAGUCUAAGGUGAGGAGGCCAUGAAUCGAGUCCCCCUCCAGCAGCCGCAGAGCUGUGGGCCCUGGGAGCUGAAGGAGCGGCUCGGCACCGGGGGCUUUGGAAAUGUCACAAGAUGGCAAAACAAGGACACAGAGGAGCAGAUUGCUAUAAAACAGUGUCGCCAGGAGCUGAGCCAGAGAAACAAGGAGAGAUGGUGCCUGGAGAUCCAAAUCAUGAAGAGGUUGGAUCAUGUCAAUGUGGUUGCUGCCCGAGAAGUUCCUGAAGGAAUGCAGAAACUGGUGGCCACCAAUGAUCUGCCAUUGCUGGCCAUGGAGUACUGUCAGGGUGGAGAUCUGAGGAAGUAUCUGAACCUCUUGGAGAACUGCUGUGGAAUGAGGGAGGGGUCCAUUUUGAUUCUGCUACGUGAUAUUUCUUCGGCUCUAACCUACCUCCAUAAGAAGAGGAUCAUUCACAGGGAUUUGAAACCAGAAAACAUUGUACUGCAGCAGGGAGAGAAGAGAUUGAUCCAUAAGAUUAUAGAUCUUGGCUAUGCUAAAGAGUUGGACCAGAGCAGUCUUUGCACAUCAUUUGUGGGAACCCUGCAGUACUUAGCUCCAGAGCUCAUAGAGAGGCAGAGGUACACAGUCACUGUGGACUACUGGAGCUUCGGGACUUUGGUGUUUGAGUGUAUCACAGGAUUUCGGCCUUUCCUGCCAACAUGGCAACCUGUUCCCUGGCAUAACAAACUCAGGCUGAAGCAGGAUGAUGAUAUUGUUGUCUAUGAGGACCUCACUGGGGAGGUCCGCUUCUCCAAACAUAUCCCCCAGCCCAACAGCUUAAACAGUCUGUUAUUAGAGAAGAUGGAGAAGUGGCUGCGGCUGAUGUUAAAGUGGUCUCCUCAGGAGAGAGGGAAAGACCCCAGUGCUACCCCCAGCGACUGCUUUUCCCAGCUGGAGCGCUUACUGCAGCUCAAGCUGGUUCAUGUCCUGAACAUGAUGUCUGCUAAGAUCCUGACUUACUCUGUAUCAGAUACUGAGACCGUGGCCAGCCUGCAGCUAAGAAUAGAGAAAGACACCAACAUCCCUGCAGCCAAUCAGGAGCUGCUGCUCGAAGCUGGCUUGGCCUUGGAGCCUCAAGCACUGGCCACACAGUGCGCAGUAGAUUACACAGAGGUAGAUGGACGAAGAACAGACUUGCCUCUGGUUUUCCUCUUUGAUCGUUCCUCUUGUCUUUAUGAACCUCAGUUUGCUCCUCGAACUCUGCCUGAAAAUAUCCGCUUUGUCCAAACCGACCCUAACCACGUUCUGGCUUACAGCCCUCUGAGGAGGACUUGCGGCCAAGCGUGGCACACCAUCCGCUGUCUGAAGGAAGACUGGCAAAGACUGCAGCAGGGGCAGAAAGCUGCCAUCAUGAGCCUGCUUAGACACAACUCUUCGCUGUCCAAACAGAAGAAUGAGAUGGUGUCCAUGCACCAGAGACUCAUUGCCAAACUGGAUUUUUUCACCACCAGCCUUCACAUAGACAUGGACAAAUACCAGGAGCAGACAGCCACAGGGAUUGCAUCAGACAAACUGCUGGGUGUGUGGAGAGAGAUGGAGCAAACUGCUGCCAGCUGUGGUCAGGCCAAGGUGAGUGAACUGGAGGAGGAGAUGAUGCAGCUGCAGCCAGACAUAGUGGAUGUGCAGCGGCAACCGUGGAGGAGUGGAGAGGCCUUAGAUACACUUGAAGGAAAAGCCAUGGAGCUGUUUCGAAGACUCCGAGAGAAACCGAAAGACCAGAGGUGCUCAGGAGACAGUCAGGAGGUGGUGCGUCUGGUGGUUCAGGCAGUGCAGUUCUAUGAGAGGAAGCUCAGAGAUUUCUACUCGCACCUCAGUAAGACUGCUCUGUGCCGUCAGCGUGUGAUGGAGCUGCUGCCGAAGGUGGAGGGCGUGGUCCAGAAAAUGGCAGAGAGUGAACAAGUCCUGAUGAGUCUGCAGGAGAGACGACAGAGAGAGCUGUGGAACCUGCUCAAAGUCGCCUGUAGUAAAGUUCGCAGCCCAGUGAGCGGGAGUCCAGAUGGAUUACGAACCCCGUCGUCAGUACUGACCCCUAGACACAGCUUACAACAACUUGAUGAGUCUCUUGUGGAGGAGAGCAGGACGUUUGAGAGUCGCUUUCAGAGUUUGCUGCAUGACACCAUCCAGGAAUCGGAGAGCAGCAUGGAGAUGCUGAGGGAGUGGACGUGGCUGCAUGGAGCCCAGAAUUUCUCCAGUGACCUCUCCUAAACUGUUUCCAUCUUUGCCAACAUGCAGUACUCUGCUGCCUCUGUGUGGAUGGGAUGUCAAACUACAUUGGGGGGG
Molecule: messenger RNA, 2481 nt
Organism: Archocentrus centrarchus (flier cichlid)
Lineage: Eukaryota; Metazoa; Chordata; Actinopteri; Cichliformes; Cichlidae
Gene: ikbkb
Product: inhibitor of nuclear factor kappa B kinase subunit beta
Exons: 22
Coding region: 184-2406 (740 amino acids)
Biological process (GO): positive regulation of transcription by RNA polymerase II; tumor necrosis factor-mediated signaling pathway; peptidyl-serine phosphorylation
Cellular component (GO): cytoplasm; IkappaB kinase complex
Molecular function (GO): IkappaB kinase activity; ATP binding; protein binding
Source: RefSeq, a predicted model, not a curated record